Messenger RNA from Lytechinus pictus (painted urchin), 5254 nucleotides. Its product is annotated as ZZ-type zinc finger-containing protein 3-like. Lineage: Eukaryota; Metazoa; Echinodermata; Echinoidea; Temnopleuroida; Toxopneustidae. The coding region runs from base 81 to 3110 and encodes 1009 amino acids. The transcript has 12 exons. Gene Ontology annotation, molecular function: zinc ion binding. The record is from RefSeq and is a predicted model, not a curated record.
ACCGCAGUAUUAAGGAUCGGUCGGAGUAACUGGCUGAGAUUUGGAGAUUUCAUGCUUGAUUUUGAAUAGAGAGUGUCACCAUGAGAAGAUCAACAAGAUCUUCAUCAGGACGACCUAUGAGUCCUGAUGCAGAACAAUUGCAAGAGCAUCAAGAGAAGCACACAAGAUCUAGGAGACUAUCUGGGCAACCAGUCAAUCCAGACAUAGAGCUGUUGCAAGGACCCGAAGAGAGGGCCACACGAUCAAGGAAGCCUUCUGAAGACCUUGUUGUCCUGGAGCUACCUCGGAUCACAAGAACUGGAAGGCGCAGUGGAAGUGGGAAGUCUCCAGAUCCCCCAAAAUCAUCUGCAAGGGGUGGAAAAAGUGGUGAAAGUGGACAAAGACAUGACAAAAGAGGAUUGUCCCCUGCAGAAGAACCUGCAGGAGAAACAUCAACAAAGAGAAGGAGGCGAUCAGGCCGUCUGGCAGAAGGAGAUGGUGAAAAAGACAAACAGGAGGUGCAGGAAAGUGAUGAGGAAGAUGCCAGUGAUAUAAAAGAGAAAGCACCGGAAAAGAAAGGGAAAUCCCCCAGAGUAAAGAAGCAGGAUGUUAACCUUAAAGAGAAAGAUGCAAAGGAUAGAGAUUCAAAGGAGAAAGAGAACAAAGAAGUGAAAGCUAAGAAAGAUAAGAAUAAAGACACCAAGGAGCAAAAGAAUGUUGAAGAUAGCACAGCCUCAUCAAAAGAGCCUAGUGGUACCUCUCGGAGGAGAACCCGCUCUGGACGACAAGGAACUGAUGUAGAUGAAGAAUCUAAUACUCUCUCACUUCCGCCAGUUUUUCAGGACUCUAAACCUGAUCAUACGAAGAAGGCUACUGAAGACAAUCAUACAGAGGAACCAGCAUCAAAACACCAAAAAAGCAAAGACCAUGGUAGAUCUUCAUCCAAGAAUGGACAAGACAAGGAAAAAAGAGACACCUCUAGACUUCGAAGUCCACCAAGAAGUCCAGAGAAAAGCAAGAAGGUUGAGACUGCCAAAGUUGAACUCCCAAAUAUCAGUUUAGAUCUUGGGGAACUUACAGUGAAGACCUCAAGCAAGCCCUCACCCCGGGGUGCUCUUAGUCCGCCUCUCCGAAUGAGUCCCAGAAGGGCUAGACAGCCAAGUGGACAGAAGUCUUGUGAUGAUUUUGAAUCUACAGAGAGUAAAAACACUCGGGACAAAAUCUCUAGUGAAGAAAUUGCACCUUCAACAGCUCCAGGUCACCAAGCACAAACUCAGCCAGAUUUACCAGAAAAAGAUAAAAUAAAGGAUAAACCAGAUAAGACAAAGAAAUCUGCAUCUGCGUGUAGGGAUAUAUCUAAAGAAUUUGAUGAUUCCAAGGAAAAUACACAUUUGCCAAAGAAAUCUUCCAUAUCUAAGAAUGACGAAGAUAUUCUUUCCCAAAGAGAGGAAUAUGUGUGCAAUGAUCAAGAAAAGUCCAGUCCAUCCAAGUCACACAAGAAAAGUCGCAGUCAUAUAAAAUCUCCAAGAGAAAGCCCCGCAAGCUCUCCUCGGAAAGGACUGCGGUCAGGAAAGGCCCCUGAAGCAGAUGGCACUCUUGAUCCCAAUAUGGCCCAAGAGCUUGACCAGGUGAAUGUUGUUACCAUGGAGAUCAAUCAUCCACCACUGGCCACAGAUGCAUGCACGUCCCAGGUGGUAUCCAUCAGAACACAGAAAGAACAUGACUUGCAAGAAGUGAAUCAUGCACCUAUUGCCAGUCAGUUGCUUGCUACAGAAAAGCAGGCCAAGGAGAGCGACAAUGUGAAAGAGAUCUCUGAUGAAGUGGCUGCUAAGAUUAGGGAAUGGAGGGUGCAGGAAGAAGAAAGUGUUGGUUUUCAGGGAGAGGAGUGGUAUGCAGAAGAAGUGGACGAAGGUGAACCAUUUUACUAUGAAUCUGAUCACAUGGCACUGAAAGGAAACAAAGACUACAGGAUGCUCCUGCGUACCAUCACUACCCUAGAAGCACAGAGGAAACAGGCUGUCAAGGAUCUAGACAAACUGGUUACAGCUCAGCGAGAAGCACUUCGAAACCCCCUUAAGUUUGUUCACAAGUUGCAGAAAAAGGAUUCUUUGCACUUGCCAUCACCUCAGCGUAUUGUUCUACUCCCAGAGAUCCCAUGGGGGCGCUAUCUAGGUCAUGCAGACAGUAAGGAGCUCAUUCAAGGGCUUUCACAGACACAAACAAGGGCUAGCUUGAAACAAAAAGAUUCAACAGAGGACUCUGGAGCAGGACCAAGUUCAUCCUCAGGACCAAAAGAAGACCAGACCUUAGAAGAUGAUGAGAAGAUCAAGAGUGUGAUCCGUGGUCGUCUAUGGGAUGAAUCAAAACCAGACACCUUCAAUCGCCUUUGGACAGUCGGAGAACAGAAGCGCUUAGAGGACCUACUUCUCCAGUACCCAUCUGAGGAAGUUGAAGCAAGGAGAUGGGAGAAGAUUGCUAAGGAUCUUGGCAAUAGGACCCGCCAUCAGGUUGCCAGCAGAGUACAAAAGUAUUUCAUCAAACUUGGGAAAGCAGGGCUGCCUAUUCCAGGUCGAAUGCCUAACAUGGCAACUUACACAAAUAAGAAACCUUCUCAGCGUCGCUUCAUUAACCCUUACAACAGGCUUACAUUGGCGCCCUCUACAUUCCUUCAGUCUCUCCGAGCUCCUGUACUAAUGAAUGAAGAUGAUGCUUUGGACUAUGAUCUGGACUAUGAUGCUGAUUCCAUAAUGGAAGAGGAUGAUAUCCCAAGUGAGCUGAAAGACUCGGAAGAGUAUAAAGAGUUAGUAAGACUCAAGAAAUUAAGAAAUGUCACACUCAAACAAGAGACGGAUAUGAGCCAUGUUGGCUAUAGCUGUGAUGGCUGUGAUGUUUCACCCAUCGUCGGUGUGAGGUGGCAUUGUGUGAACUGUCCCAUGGAUAUAUCCACAGACCUGUGUCAAAACUGUGUGAAUGAUGACUUUCAGUCUGACAUUCAUAGUUCAUCCCAUCGAAUGGAUCCUGUUCAUAUUGGCCAAUCAGGAGGCUUCGUUGAUUCUGACUACACCAGCUUUACUGGGACAUCAGGUGACUACAACUAUCUGGAUCCUAAUUACAGUCCAGCGGUUCUCUAAUACCAAUGAUAUCAAGGUUAGAGGCAGUGGUUAUUUCACCCAACGCUUGUGAGUAAGCAACCAGAGGACUGAUGGCUUUAGGUCCUCUCGAGGGACCUGUAAUAUGGAUAAAUUCCUUGCCAAAGAGCACUAGCACAGCAACCUGGGUUUUUUCUCCAAAUCUACCCAUUUUCUUGCCAGAGUAUCCCUUUAAACCUGAAAGUUUUUUAGCAACAAACCCCAGGACCUAAAGGACUCAAGAUCAUUAUUAUCGUUUCUUGAAUAAAACAACAAGAUCCAAAUAUUGUAUGAAUAGGCUGAUAUGUAUGCUUCUGUACAUGUAUGUUGUACAACAUUUAGGAAUUGGUCUAAUUGACAACUCAGGCAACUGUUUUCUGUUGGGUUAUCCAUGUAAUGGAGGUAAAUUCAUUAUGAUAAGAUCUUUACAUCCCUCAAAUGAAAUUGAGUUAAUAUUGGCAUGGAUUGCAUGCCUUAGUAACGUUUGAUAUCAGUCAAUCUUAUAUGAGGGGGUAUUGCAAGAAACCUGCCUUUGAUUUGACUUUUCAGUUGCAAAUUUCUGAGUGAUAGCUGCAUUUUGACUAAAGUGAAUCAAUACAUACAUGUACAUUCUGUUGCAAAAAAGAAGACCUGCUAUCAAUUAUUCUCAGAACGUAAUAUUGAAUUGGGGAUCGUAAAUAUACUGGUAAUCUCUUGCAACACCCUCAAUAGUCUUUACAAGCUCUCCCUCGUUUAUAAUAAAUCUUCAUCAUGUACCAAAAUAGUGAAAUUAUCAGAAAGCUUGUCAUCAUUGUGUAUGUUUUGCCACAAGUGAGGAGAAUGUUGCAUUAUGGGCAAAAAGUAUCAACCAUUCCUAUUUAUGUAUAAUGUAGGCCUACUUCCCUACUUUGGCAAAACAAAGCCAGCAAAAUUAGACUUGGCCUUUAUAGAUAUAUAAUACAUGUCAUAGAGGGCUUUUAUAACAAUUACACAGUAGGUACAUGUAAUAUAGGAGCGCCUUGAGGACCUAACAAGGUGGAUACAUGCACUAUACAAAUCCUCUUUUAUAUACAUGUAUUAGUGUACCUUUUGAACUGUUCUGACAUGCCGAGCUAUGGCCAAGUGCGACAAUGGACUUUUUCAAGGGUAACAAGUUUGUAUGAUUAUUUAAAUGUCUGAAUAAAAUGAUGUGUAUUAUAUAUUUUUAUAAAGAAUUGAUGUGGCUCCUUGGUAUUUGAUAAAUCAUUCUCAUUUCAAAAUUAUGAUUGUUCAAUAUAACUAGUCCUUAGUAUCAGGCAUAAGCAAAUUUUUGUGUUAGCGAAAUUAAUUGACUGAUCACAUGACAGAAUUCAGCCAAUAAUUGACUGGUCACAUGACAGAAUUCAGCCAAUAAUUGACUGGUCACAUGACAGAAUUCAGCCAAUAAUUGACUGGUCACACGACAGAAUUCAGCCAAUAAUUGACUGGUCACAUGACAGAAUUCAGCCAAUAAUUGACUGGUCACAUGAUGGAAUUCGGCCUAACAUUUGAUUAUGAUCUAUACCACCAUUUUAUAUCAGAUAAAAAUGUUUAUGUAAUUGUUUUGACAUCUGUGCACACAUGCCGUGAGAAUGCUGUAAUCUUCACAACCAAUGCUUGCCAUCUACCAAAACCAGAUCAUCAUCCAUCUAUAUCACAAAUGAAACCAUCGUGUAACAAUGAAAUGAUCAGAGUGAGUGGAUAUUGUUUAUCUGCAAAGAGGAUUGCAUUAUUUGCAGUAUAGUGUAAGAACAGGGUAUCGGUAUAAGUUUUCUUAUCAUUAUGUUAUGGUGUCAAAUAUUGCUGUAUUUUGUCUUGGGACUUAUCUACAAAUAAGUUGCAAAAUAGGCAUUAAAAGGGAGGAAAUAAAUGACUGGCUGACUGAUUAAGCUGAAUUCACUUAUCUGUUCAUAUAUACAUCCAAAGGAUUGGAUCCCAAUUAUAGCUGUAACAGCCUUUUUUGCAGAUCGCUGUAACGAUGAGUAGGACAUUUUGCUCUUUAUCACUUCUUUUGGUUGUAACAGCUUUAAAAGAGGUGUUAUAUUAUGAACAAGUACAUUGUACAUGUAUGUUGAUAUCUGUACAGGUGUACAAUUCAUUGGGUUGGCAAAGCCAUAGGAUCAUGUAUUAAAUGUUACAUGGACAUUUAA